ACCCCACGAAGCAUACGACAUACGUGCAUGAAUGUGGUCCCGUAUGAUAUUCAUAGUAUUUCUAAGCCACCAAGUUACUCCCCAACAGCUGUUCCGAGUUUGCCUAUAUACCUGGAUAUCUACUAACGCUUAGUAUAAAUACACCUUCCGCCUCGCGGUGCCUCUUCACCUUACCCAACUCUUAUUUAUCCACUACGAAGUCCCGACUUUGUAUCAUACAUAUGGAAUCCCCUAUUCUCUUUGGCGGCGUAGUGACCGCCGUCCUUCUAUGGACCUUAAUUCGAAGGUUAAUCUACCCUCGACCCCUACCCGGCAUUCCCUAUGAUAAAGAAGCAGCCAAGAAGAUUACCGGAGACCUCCCAAGUAUCGUGAGUACAUACAAGGAAUUGACCGAAUGGUCAAUACCUAUCGGCCGCCGCUCUCUCCAAUAUGGAUCACCAAUCCACAUGGUCUUUACAGCCCCGUUCACGAAGCCGUAUGUUAUGAUCGAUGAUCCGAGAGAAGUGUCCGACAUUGCGGUAAGGAGGUCGAAGGAAUUUGACAAGAGCACGAGAGCUGGUAUUUGGCAGACCUUUAUCCCGCAUUCGACUAUUGCACAGCUGUCAACGCCAGAAUGGAAGGCCCAGCGGAAGACGUGGCAAGAUGCUAUGCACCCAGACUUCCUCCGACGCGUCGUAGCGAAAAAUAUCUACGCCGCAGCCGGAGACUUGAUAAAGCUCUGGGAAGUCAGAUGUGCGCAUUCGAAUGGCCUUCCAGUUAAUGUCAGCAGUGACUUCUCCUUCGCGGCCCUCGACGCUAUCUGGACUGCGACUUUCGGCGAGCGCUUGGAAGUGGUCAAAGCUCAGAUACAAAUGCUAGAGACUGGAGAAAAAGUCGAAACCAAGGGCCUUGAUAUGCAUAAUACUGUCCAGUAUAUCAACCACCUUGCGAAUACUUGGCGAGGUUCCUCUUGGCCGGCUCUGACCCGGUGGAAAUUGCAGAGAAACCCGGCAUAUCGCAAGUACACAGAGGCUAAAGACAAGGAGAUCGAUCGUAUACUGCUAGACGCGACGGCCCGUUUCCAGAAGAUAUUGGAUAAGUCUGGCGAUGGUAAUGACGAUGGUGAAGAACAUGAUACAUGCGCUAUGGAUCUUGUUCUGAGGCGUAACAUGGUAGCUGCUCAAAAGGCUGGAAGGCCUAUUCCGGACCCAACUAAGGACGUGGGAAUGAGAGAUGAACUACUCCUCUUCAUUUAUGCUGGUCAUGAUACAACCAGUAUAACUUUGCAAUGGUUCGUAAAGUACAUGACCAACAACCAAGAAGCGCAAACCAAACUCCGGGACGCCUUGCGAUCCGCCUUCCCUGGCGACUCACUGCCCGAUGUUUCAGAACUCCUCACCAAGGAUAUCCCGUACCUAAGCGCGACCAUCGAAGAGACGCUCCGAUGUGCUGGCACGGUAGGCCGCAUUGUGCGCGUCGCGAAAACUGACACAGAGGUAUUCGGACAUAAGAUUCCUGCCGGGACUGAGAUGCUUUGUCUCACGACGCUUAAGUGGCGCCCCGCACCUGUGCCUGAGGAGAAACGCAGUGCGACAAGCCGUGCUGCGCUUGAGAAGAGUGGUGGUGUCGACUGGACACAGAAGCCUAGCGGUCAGGACUUGGACAAGUUCGCUCCUGAGCGAUGGUUCAAGACUGACGAAGACGGGAAUGAGGUUUUCGACGCUAAUGCACUACUUCAGAUCGCUUUCGGGGGUGGCAAUAGAGGUUGUUUUGGGCGACGAUUGGCCAUGAUGGAACUACGCAUCAUGAUUACCUUGGUUGUGAUGAGUUUCAAACUCCUUCCAAUACCGCCUGAGCUCAACAGUUUCCAAGUCACUGAACAAUUGCUUCGGAGUCCUAAGCAGUGCUUCGUGAAGCUUGAGGCGGCUUGAUAUUACAUGAAUGGGUCAAGGAUUGAUGUUCUGCGAGUCAAAUGGUAACUAGAUGAGGCGACGCACCGUUGUCAAUUUCGUUAUUCACCUAGAAUCCCAUGUC
Molecule: messenger RNA, 2013 nt
Organism: Hypoxylon trugodes
Lineage: Eukaryota; Fungi; Ascomycota; Sordariomycetes; Xylariales; Hypoxylaceae
Product: cytochrome P450
Exons: 5
Coding region: 222-1910 (562 amino acids)
Molecular function (GO): oxidoreductase activity, acting on paired donors, with incorporation or reduction of molecular oxygen; heme binding; monooxygenase activity
Source: RefSeq, a predicted model, not a curated record